Molecule: messenger RNA, 2232 nt
Organism: Haliotis rufescens (red abalone)
Lineage: Eukaryota; Metazoa; Mollusca; Gastropoda; Lepetellida; Haliotidae
Exons: 19
Coding region: 11-2134 (707 amino acids)
Source: RefSeq, a predicted model, not a curated record
AAACCAAACAAUGACGUGGGUAGUCGCUCUGUGUCUGGGGCUGUUGUUGCCCCUGGGUCACUCCAAGACAGUCCACAUCUACGUCAGCCCCAAGGGCUCAGACGGGAACUCGGGGUUGGAUGCCGCCCACCCGGUUGCCACCCUGGACAAGGCCAGGCAGUUACUGGACAGCAGUGGGAUCAAGGACAACACGGUGUACGUGGAACUGAUGGGAGGCUACCACAACCUGCAGUCCACCCUACACUUCACCCACGCCUACUCCCAGCCUGUCACCUUCAGAGCCUACAAGGACCAGGAAGUCCACGUGACAGGAGGCAAGCAGAUAUCAGCGAACCUGUUUUCCAAGGUGACAGACACAGACGCCCUCAAGAUGCUGCCAUCAAAUGUAAUAUCAAAGGUGGUGCAGGUGCACCUACCAAGUGCCGGCAUCACCGACUACGGCACGAUGUCCAAGUUCGGCACCUAUUACUCCAGAACGUCAUGGCUGGAGAUCUUCAUCAACGGGGAGCCAGCCAGAUUAGCCCAGUUCCCCAAUGACAUAUUCCUGAACAUCGUCUCUGUUCCGCUUGGCCAACAUGGCAAGACCUUCACCUACAAGACACCCGAAGACUCCAGAUGGGCGCACGAGAAGGAACCAUGGGGCUAUGGAUACUGGAUGUACAGCUGGUCGGAUGAUGCUACGAAAAUCGGCCACCUUGACACCCAGAAACAUCAGAUGACUAUUGUAAACGAGACGAACUAUGGCCUGAGAGUAGGUCAUUACAGCCCGAUCCAUCUUGCCUAUGCUGACAAUCAGGGUGGUUACUUCAGGAUGAUCAACAUGCUCUCAGAGCUGGAUCUGCCGGGAGAGUUCUUUCUGGACCGGUCCAAUGGCAACCUGUACAUCUGGCCCAACACAAAGUCCGGCACCUUGGCCUCCUCUGACAUCAUCACCGUGUCCCUCAUCGACGACUGCAUCAGCAUGGACCCAGGCGUGAAUAACCUCAAUUUUGAGGGGUUCACUUUGGAAGCGUGUCGACGCAAUGGCAUCACGGGAAACGGUCUUAACAACAUCAACGUUCAAAACUUGGACAUUAAGAAUUUGGGUUCGUAUGGCGUUGACAUCAGGGCAAGUAGCAACAUCACUGUAUCCCGGUGCGACAUCCAUUACACCAACGGUGGUGUCAGUUUGUACGGUGGCGACCGGAUUACACUAACACCAUCCGGUAACGUGGUCGAAGACAACCAUAUUUGGAUGUUUGCCCGUGUAGGGGGCACUGGCUAUAACGCUAUCACUAUUGAUGGCGUCGGCAACGUUGCCCGUUACAACCACCUCCACGACGGCCAAUACACAGGGUUGAUGUGGAGGGGUAACGACAAUAUAAUGGAGUACAACCACAUUCACCACAUGUGUGUGAACAGCACUGAUUGUGGCGGGGUACACUCUGGCAGAGAUUGGGCCGCACGUGGCAACGUGAUCCGAUACAACCACAUCCACCACGUAAUAAAGCGUAUGCCGGGUGCAGAAAACAGAGGCAUCAUGCUCGACGACAUGUACUCCAGCGUCCUCAUCGAACACAACGUCUUCUACAAGAACCAAUACCACGUCAAUAUCGGCGGAGGUCGUGACAACAUCGUACGCCACAACGUCUUCUACGAUGCUGUUGACUUCCCCCUCAAUGUGGACUUCCGUGGUAUCCUGUAUAAUACCACUGGGGGCAACCUCUUUGCAAAAUUGGCGACCGUUCCAUACAAGACCAAGCUGUGGUCAGAGAGGUACCCCAAACUGGCCGUAAUAGACUCCAAUCAUCCUAUGUAUCCAAUGGGUAAUGUGAUCUACGAGAACGCCUUCUACAACAAACGUGGACCAGGUAUCGUUCAAUUCCAUGGCAAUGGUCUCGAAAAGAAGGAAUACUACAACAUUUAUGAUAACUUCAAGGCCAGUCCUGCUGAUUUUUGGUCGCCUAGUGAACAUGACUACCGGUUCCGGUGUUCAGCAGAAACCUGGGCCAAACAAAACUCAUUUCCACAGCCUAUCGAUAUCAAUGCUAUAGGACCGCGUCAACCCACCGGGCCUAAAUACAUGCAGAAAGCUAUACAACAGUAUCACAGCACGGCACAUCCGGCUUCAUGCAGCGGGUCUAUAAUAGGAUAAUACACCCAGGACUUCAACAGGCGUUUUGAUAUGACGACAUGAGUGUCUGUAAUAAUACCAAUAAAGUUGUGCAUGUUAUAUAUGUGUCGUGAAACUAA